Molecule: messenger RNA, 3756 nt
Organism: Pleuronectes platessa (European plaice)
Lineage: Eukaryota; Metazoa; Chordata; Actinopteri; Pleuronectiformes; Pleuronectidae
Product: dynein, cytoplasmic 1, intermediate chain 2a
Exons: 16
Coding region: 151-1992 (613 amino acids)
Biological process (GO): transport along microtubule
Cellular component (GO): cytoplasmic dynein complex
Molecular function (GO): dynein light chain binding; dynein heavy chain binding
Source: RefSeq, a predicted model, not a curated record
UGCUGGUGUUCGGGAUGAGCGCUGAAGAAGAGCACUGCAGCGGCUCCCUCUCUUCCAGCAUCAUCACUGUUCACCUCCAUCAUCCCUGUCGCUCGAGAAGCUGUCGUCCUCUCGUCCUCUUCCGUCUGACACCCGGCACCCGGCACCAGUAUGUCCGACAAGAGUGAGCUGAAGGCUGAACUGGAGAGGAAGAAACAACGGAUCGCCCAGAUUCGAGAGGAGAAAAAGAGAAAAGAAGAGGAGAAGAAAAAGAAGGAUGGAGAUGCAAAGCGCGGAGCGGAGGCGGUAGGUGGUUCCUCGGGCAGCCAUGAAGACUCUGACCUGGAGAGGAAGAGGAGGGAGGCGGAGGCGCUCCUGCAGAGUGUUGGCAUCACUCCUGACAUACCCCAUGUCCCUGCCCCCAUGUCUCCCUCCAACAAAUCAGUGGGCAGUGACGCAGGAAGCCAAGAUUCUGGGGACGGAAACGCAGGACCAAGACGGGGAGCUGUGAGGCUGGGCAUGUCCAAAUUGACCCAGGUGGACUUUGUCCCGAAGGAAAUGGUGUCUUACUGCAAAGAGACGCAGACACCCACUGAGGCUUUGUCACACGCUGAUCAAAAAGCAGAUGAGGAAGAGGAUGAGGAGACAACUGCUGCUCCUCCCGUGGACGACAACAACGAAGAGAAAGAUGAACAGGGUGAACAGCAGGAUGAGGAAACUCCCAAGGAGCUGACUGAAGAAGAGAAGCUGCAGGUCAUGCAUUCCGAGGAGUUCUUGUCGUUUUUCGAGCGAGGCAGCAGAAUUGUUGAGAGAGCUCUGGCUGAGCACGUGGACGUCUGCUUCGACUACAGUGGCAGAGAUCUGGAGGAUAAGGAGGGUGACCUGCAGGCAGGUGCGAAGCUGGUUCUGAACAGGCAGUUUGCAGAUGAGCGCUGGACUAAAAACCGAGUGGUCACCUGUCUUGACUGGUCCCCUCAGUACCCAGAGCUGCUCCUGGCCUCAUACAACAACAAUGAGGAUGCUCCUCAUGAGCCUGACGGAGUGGCGCUGGUCUGGAACAUGAAGUACAAGAAGGAUACACCUGAGUACAUCUUCCACUGCCAGUCAGAGGUGAUGUCAGCUGGAUUUGCAAAGUUUCACCCAAACCUGGUGGUGGGUGGGACGUAUUCGGGACAGAUUGUCCUGUGGGAUAACAGGAGCAACAAGCGCACCCCUGUCCAGAGAACCCCCCUGUCUGCAGCUGCUCAUACACACCCAGUCUACUGUGUGAACGUGGUGGGAACCCAGAAUGCCAACAACCUGAUCAGCAUUUCCACUGAUGGAAAGAUGUGCUCUUGGAGCCUUGACAUGCUCUCACAGCCGCAGGACAGUCUGGAGCUGGUGUUCAAACAGAGCAAGGCAGUGGCUGUUACCUCCAUGGCCUUCCCUCUGGGAGACGUGAACAACUUUGUGGUGGGUAGCGAGGAUGGCUCCGUCUACACCGCCUGUCGACACGGGAGUAAGGCAGGUAUCACUGAGGUGUUUGAAGGCCACCAUGGUCCAGUGACUGGGCUGAGCUGCCACAGUGCUGGUGGACCAGUUGACUUCUCCCAUCUCUUCAUCUCCUCCUCUUUUGAUUGGACCGUCAAACUCUGGAGCACCAAGAGUACCCGUCCACUGUACUCAUUCGAGGACAGCUGUGACUACGUCUAUGAUGCGAUGUGGUCUCCGACACACCCUGCUCUGUUUGCCUGCGUGGACCUCGCCGGACGUCUGGACCUGUGGAACCUCAACAACGACACUGAAGUUCCCACCGCCAGUGUGUGUGUGGAGGGGUCUCCAGCUCUGAACCGUGUGAAAUGGGCUCACUCUGGAAAAGAGAUCGCCACUGGGGACUCGGAUGGACAGGUGCAGGUCUACGACGUAGGAGAGCAAAUCUGCGUUCCAAAGGCUGACGAGUGGACGCGCUUCGUCAGGACGCUGGCUGAGAUCAAUGAGAACCGAGAUGAAGCUGAGGAGCUGGCCAAUGUCUGAUAAUGUACACCCCACCUCACUAACAACUGCUCAUUAAUUCCUCUUCUGGGGCCUGUUGCACCAAUUGGUCUUUGUCAGUCUUUGUAAUGGAUUUAAGUUCAGUUGCACCAACUGAACAUAAGACUUAGUCUUAACUAGGCCUGGUCUUAGCGAUGCGCAGUCAUGUAAAUACCCACUUUUCUGCUGAUAGACAAUUAAUGCUGACAGACCAACUGGCUUGUUUCACAUUUAUAUAUCAAACAGUUGUUGCUUACUAAUAUAAAAUAAAUUCAAAGGUUCAGUGUGUAGAAUCUAGUGACAUCUAGUGGUGAAGUCUCACAUUCCCCUUCCAAACAUGAAAGAGAACCUGUGGUAACCUUCAAUUUUCAUAAAAAUGUUAAGGUGUUUAGUUUGUCCAGUUUGGACUACUGUAAAAAACAUGGCGGCCUCCGUAGAGAGGACCCGCGUCCGAUGUAAAUAUAAAGUAUUUAAAUAUAAAAGGCCCAUUCGAGGAUAAAGUAAUUUACAACUUGUACAAUUUAAUGAAACACAUUAGUGAAAAUAUCACUAAAAUUAUUUUAAAUAGAUCCCUUUCACCUAAAUCUUACACACUGAACCUUUUAAUGGAGCACAUGUAAUGAAAUGAAGCAAAGAUCUUGGAGCUCUUCACAGAACAUGUUGGUGUCUGAGACUUUUAGCUUUAAAAAAAUUGUAAACCCUGUUUCAGCCACUCAGGGAAACAAGAGGACAGUCAAUGAGAGAGAGAGAGAAGAAGAUUUAAGAUCUAGAUAGUGCAACUGGUGUAACUAUGAGGUCAGACUCCGAACAGCGACUUAGCUUCACACCAGAUGUGAGACCAGCUGGUGCGACCGGCCCCGGUAACUUAUCAACUUACGGCACAAACCCUGCCAAGAGGAGCUGCGCUCUCCUCUUUGACUUCCACCUUUUCCACCCACUACUACAUGAACUGGCCCGAGGAGAGGUGCAGAGCUAGAACGGAUAGAAAAGACAGUAUAUGACUUGUUUUUAAAUGUCCCUUUAGAGAACAUUUGUAGAUACGAUUAAUGUCACAUGUAGCAGGGGUAGCACAGUAAGUCAGGUGAUUGAGACGAACACAGGGAAGUGAGAACCAGGAUGGACCAGUGGCUGUCCACUCUCUACACUUCUAGCUUUGAUUUCAUCCUCGGUGCUCCAGAAUCUGCUCCUGUCCUGAAGCCUCAACCAACUCAGUCCUUUUUUUUAAAUAUGCAAACCUUUGUACUUGCACCUUUUUAGUACCAUUUUAGUGUUUUUACAUGUUUUAAUAUUUUCGGGACACACUUGUGCACACGGUUGGCGUUGGGAGUGUUUUCAGGGGAGCAACAGAAAACGCUGACAUAUCAGUAUCAUUUCCUCUGUAUCCUCAGCAGCACUUUAAUUUGAUGACUAAAACCGGGUCAUGUGCUUAAACAGACACUUUUGUGGCCUGUGCGGAAGUGUGUCACUCUUACAUUUUAACCACUACAAUAUUUAUUAUUUAUUCAAAUGGUGGCACUUAUUAAAAUUUUGUGUUUUGUUUAAAAAUGCUGCGUUGUACUAAAAGCUUGACUAGUACAUUCCUAAAAGCUUUUACCAGUUAAAGUUCAUACUAUACUUGCCUUGAAUUUAUUGACACUAGUACAGUUAAAGUGUUUUUUUCUGUACCAAAGGUUGUUUUCUACUCUGUACCUGUCCAAGUAGUAAGAAUUGUUUCCUGACAUGUACUCAUUGAGGGGUUUAAAUAAACUAAAUUAAGAUCUGAAUUAA